Molecule: messenger RNA, 2580 nt
Organism: Colletotrichum higginsianum IMI 349063
Lineage: Eukaryota; Fungi; Ascomycota; Sordariomycetes; Glomerellales; Glomerellaceae
Product: Fungal specific transcription factor
Exons: 2
Coding region: 1-2580 (859 amino acids)
Biological process (GO): DNA-templated transcription; positive regulation of transcription by RNA polymerase II
Cellular component (GO): nucleus
Molecular function (GO): DNA-binding transcription factor activity, RNA polymerase II-specific; zinc ion binding; sequence-specific DNA binding
Source: RefSeq, a predicted model, not a curated record
AUGGACGACGCCCCAGAGUUCCGUCGACCUCUCCCCGGCCCGGCCAGCCCCCCGGCGGCUCCCGACCAUAUCCGUCGCUCCUCGGCGACCACCACCACUACCACCACCAUCACCGUCACCGCCGGCGGCGGCAGCAGCCCGCGAGCCGAGUCGCGGAAACGAAGCCUCAGUUCCGUCGACCAGCACUCGCCGUUCUCGGACGAGGUCGCCGGGUCAGCCGCCAACCGCCGCAAGUCGCAAAAGGUCAGCCGCGCAUGCGACUUCUGCAAGCAGCGCAAGGCCAAGUGCAGCGGCACCAUCCCCUGCGACAAGUGCACGCGCAAAGGCCUCACUUGUGUGUAUGAUGCCAAGUAUUCCCGCGGCAGGCCCCCGACGCCGCCCCCGGCCGCUGCCGUCGCCGCCUCCGCCCGGUCAUCUUCGGGUCGGGCCAGCGCCGUUCCCGGGUCGCCCGGCGACGAGUCGUCCAUCAUGUACCAGACCACGGAAGAAGCGGUUGAGCACAACACUACUACUACUGCUGCUGCUGCUGCUGCUGCUGGUACUGCUGCUGCUGGUACCGUUACUUCUGCGGCACCCUCACGGCCACCGCUACGCGGACAGGCUGCUGGUGUUGUUCGCGAGAGCCAGGGCCCGGCAUCGCGAGCGUCGCCCGAGCUCGGCAUGACGGAGAUCCAGGGCCAAAUCUUCGACCCGACAUCCGGCGUGACGUUCCUCCACAGGGCGUGGAAGCGGCUCUCGAAGCACGACAGCAGCAUCGUGCCGGACGAGCUGACGGCGUCAACCGAGAGCCAGCCGCUGAUGCUGGCCGGCGACAAGCCGCUGCCGCCCAUCACGGACGACGACGUGGCCAACCUCUCGCUCCCGGACGCGAGGCAACUGCAGGACCUGAUCGCCUUGUACUUUGACGUGUGCAUAGCGACGUACCGCGUCCUCCACCGGCCGUCGGUCGAGUCCUGGCUGCGGAUCAUGGUCGACAACCUCGGCCGGCGCAGGCCCGUCUGGCACGACAUCGGGCGCGGCAAGGCGUCCAUCGUGCUCACGGCGCUGGCCGUGGCGACGGCGCACCAGGAGAAGUCCAACGGCUUCCACUCGCCCGAGGACGAGACGCUGUCGCUGGCGAGGAGCGACCGCCUCUUCUGCGUCGCCCUGCAGCUGACGGAGCGCGAGACCGGCCUGCCCCGGCUCGAAUCGGCGCAGUCCCGCCUGAUCCAGGUCCUGUACCUGCUCACGACGUCGCGCAUGAGCCGCGCCUGGUACACGUUCGGCAACACGCUGCAGGUCAUCUCGGCCCUCGGCCUGCACCGCCGGGCGGCCAAGAAGCGGCACCUGGCGCCGGGGAGCCCCGAUUACAUCCAGGCGCAGUGCGGGAUGCGGACGUUCUGGACGGCCUACGUGUUGGACAAGUACCUGGGCGUCAUCUUUGGGCGGCCGAGGCACUUCCACGAUGAUGAUAUCGACCAGGACUAUCCCGAUAGGAUCGACGACGAGGACAUGACGGCUCAGGGGCCCGUCGAGAGGUCAGAGGAGCAUCCGGACUGCCAUAUUGACGCUCUAAUAUUCCACGCCAAAAUCGCCCAAAUCAUUGGCAACACUUCACGAGAGGUCUACUCCAUCAAGCCCAUCUCGGAACAGGAACGCGUGGCCGCCGCCCACCGGCUGAGCGAGAAGAUCCACGAGUGGCGCGCCAGCCUGCCCCCCCAUCUGGGCUCGAUCCGGCCGUCGAUGCUGAUCCCGAGCUUCCGGCGCCAGGCGACGGUGCUGAAGCUGGCCUACUCGCACGCCAUCAUGCACGCCAACCGGCUCUUCCUGCUGGGCAGCCCGAGCGCCCGCAGCGAGACGCCGGUGCUCGAGUGCAUCGGGGCCGCGAGGACGGUGCUCGAGACGGUGGACGGCAUGGCCGUCGAGGGCCCCAUCUUCCACGCCUUCUGGUGGACGCAGUACGUCACCUUCUGCGCGCUGCUGGUGACGUACGUCUGGGACAUCCAGCUCAAGAGGCGCGGGUUGGUGCUGAGCGAGCAGGGGGAGGAGGAGAGGGCGAGGCACGCGAGGCUCAUGGACCUGGCCGAGCGGUGCCAGACGCACCUCGCCCACGCGACGGCGUCCAACUCGCCGAGCCGUCGGUACGCCAUCAUCCUCGAGGAGUUCCGGACCGAGGGUCUCGGUCAGAUGUCGCGGAAGAAGAACCAGCCGCCCUCGCAGCAGCAGUGGCAGCAGAAACAUCAACAAUCAUUGCGAGCGUCGGAAGCGCCUCGGCAGUCGAUGGAGGCCCAAGAUCAGGUGCCGCCUCCGCCGCCGCCGCCUCCGCCGCAAAUUCACGGAAACGGAAACGGAGUGGCUAUCAUGGCUGAUGGAUUCAACUUCCAUCCCGCGUACGCCGCUGGUUCCGGCGCCGUCCAUGUCAUGACCCAAGGGGGAGGGGGAGGAGGAGGAGGUGGUGCAGCAGACGCCGGGUUUUUCAGUUCUAACUUACUGGACGAAUGGCAGACGACAGACUGGCUGGAACUCGACUCGUCGGCGUUUGGACCGUACAUGGACAUGGACGCGAAUCCGCUCGCCUGGAUGCCGGAUAUAGGGGGAUGA